AUGACUGUUGACCAGGGGGUACAGCAGAACGCGGCAAAACAGCCAGUUAUCCCAGGGUUUCGAAGUCUGGGGGUUAGCGAAUCUAACCAAGGGGCAAAUGAGACCGAUGGAACGCGAUAUGACGCGACAGAAAUGGAUCGGAUGGGGAAACCCCAGCAGUUCAAAAGAAACAUUCGUCCCCUGGCAGCCCUUAGCUUCUCUGCAGUGCUGCAAUCCACCUGGGAAUACAUAAUGCUUUCCGACUAUGAAGGGCUGCAAGAUGGCGGACUGGCAGGAAUGCUAUGGACGUAUGUAUGGAGCGCAGUGGGAUUUGGGUUUAUCAUUGCUUCCCUGGCAGAAAUGGCAUCUAUGGCUCCCACAUCCGGAGGCCAGUACCAUUGGGUUUCGGAAUUUGCAUCGCCUCGGUACCAGAAGUUCCUCAGCUAUGUGACCGGAUGGAUGUCGGUUCUGGCCUGGCAGGCAGGCACUGCAUCCGGCAUGUUUUUGACCGGGACAAUCAUCCAGGGCUUGAUCAGUGUCCGGGACCCGAGCUAUGACCCCAAAGGCUGGCAAGGCACUUUGUUUGUAUUUGCCAUGAUCCUGAUCACUUACUUCUUUAAUGUAUACGCUGCAGACUUCAUGGCCCGCAUGCAGAAUCUUCUGCUCGCGACCCAUGUGCUCUGCUGGGUGGUCAUUGUUGUCGUGCUUUGGGUCAUGGCUCCUUUACAGCCCGCAGAGGCGGUCUUUACCAAGUUCGAGAAUUUUGGACGAUGGUCGUCAAUGGGACUGACCGUGAUGGUGGGCCAACUAGCAGCCAUAUAUGGUUGUCUGAGUUCUGAUGCAAGCGCUCACAUGUCUGAAGAAAUCGAGGAUGCUGGGCGUUAUGUCCCCAUUGCUAUGGUAUGGUCGUACUUUGCAAACGCUGUCAUGGCCUUGGUUGUUCUCAUUGCCAUGCUCUUUGCAACCCCAUCAGUCGAGGCAGCAUUGAACGAUGACACUGGCUUCCCAUUCAUUUCCGCCUUCAAACAGGCUACGAAUACCGCCGGCGUCAAUGGCCUGACGGCAAUCAUCCUAAUUCCCGUCAUCGUAAGCAACAUCCUCUUCAAUGCAUCCACUUCACGACAGACAUUCUCGUUUGCCCGAGACCGUGGGCUCCCAUUCUCAACCUGGGUUUCAAAAGUCGAUGAUAAACGCAAGUUACCUGUCAACUCCAUUAUAAUUUCUUGUAUUUUCAGUGCACUCUUAUCGUUGAUCAAUAUCGGCUCCGAGACUGCCUUCAAUGCCAUUGUCUCUCUGAAUGUGGCAGCCCUCAUGUUCUCCUACUCGAUAUCCAUGAGCUGUCUCAUCUGGCGCAAAAUAUUCCAUCCAGAAACAUUGCCACCUGCCCGAUGGGGAUUGGGUCGGUAUGGUCUGGUUGUGAAUAUCACAGGUUGGCUGUAUGUGCUCUUUGCGCUGUUCUGGUCUUUUUGGCCAGAGUCGACCCCCGUCACAGCGGAAACGUUCAACUGGAGUGUGGUCAUUUUUGUGGCGGUCUUCCUUCUGAGCCUGGUCAUGUAUGCCGUCCAGGGAAGACGUCAUUAUAAUGGUCCGGUGACAGAGGUCAAGAAAGCUGGCCAUGACGUGUGA
Messenger RNA from Aspergillus wentii DTO 134E9, 1605 nucleotides. Its product is annotated as putative GABA permease. The transcript is spliced from 5 exons. Lineage: Eukaryota; Fungi; Ascomycota; Eurotiomycetes; Eurotiales; Aspergillaceae. The record is from RefSeq and is a predicted model, not a curated record. Gene Ontology annotation, cellular component: membrane. Gene Ontology annotation, molecular function: transmembrane transporter activity. Bases 1 to 1605 code for a protein of 534 amino acids. Gene Ontology annotation, biological process: transmembrane transport.